UUUAAUUUUUAUUUCUCUAAACAUAAAUAUACCCAACAUCAAUUUAGUUUUAUUUUAUUACAUUAUGAAAAUUAUCUUUUCUUCGACAAAUGAAAUUAUAAACUUUAUUGUCUUAGUGUAGUCUAACUUCUUUAGUAUUUGAGUUUUACUGAAAUUAAAUAAUUUAAGUUUGGACACUAAAUUUUAAAGUUAAUUAAAAGCUAAUUGAUCUAAAAGUUUGUAAUAAAUUUAUUUAAAAAUGUAUGGAAACUAAAGAAAAUGCCUCCAGUAGUUGAUGUAGAAAAAGUAUGUCGAUUAUGUUUUAGAGAAGAUGAUGGCCAUAGUAAGAUGACAUCCAUUUUUGAGCGACAUGAGCUUGAAGAUAUUAUUAAAAAAUGUGUUCAAAUAGAGGUAUCAUUAAGGGGAGAUGAACCAACUAAUGUUUGUGCUAGCUGUAUAUUAAGUUUAGAUUCUUGGAAUAAAUUUAAAAUAUUGUGUGAUAAUACGAAUGCUUUUUUGCAACAAUAUAUUCAUGAUGGAAUAGAAACUGAACUUGAAUUUAAUAGUGAAAUGUCAAAUCUAGGUCCACUUGGCUUCACACCAUCUCAAAUGUCUGACCUGAGUAUUGGAUUACUUGAAAAUGAUUCUCUCUGGAAUAGUAUGUCUCAACAGUGGAAUGAAGGUGAAAUGUCUAGGGAUUCACCUUUACCAAAAUACAUGAAAAAAGUUGGAACACCAGAUAUGUCAACUAACAGAACUGAAUCCAAUGAAGCAUGUGUCACUACAACUUUCAAUUUUUUUGCCCAUAAAAAUGAUGAUAAAUUUAAAGAAACACGUUGGUGGAAUCCUAAAGCCAUAUCAAUGAAAACUUAUUAUGAGUCUAAAUCUAAAAAUACUACAAAAGGAUUAAAGUUAAUGACAAAGUAUCAUUCAUUCUAUAAUAAUAAAUAUACUUGUAAAAUUUGUCCUGAAUCUUUUACAAAAUUUAAUGAUCUUAUUUUACAUGACUCAAAUGUCCAUGUUGAUUUCCCAAAAAACUAUGUUUGUAAAUCUUGUGGAAAAUUAUUUUUAUCAGAAGAACGCUUAUGUAUUCAUGAAAAUAUACACAGAGAAAAACUAUUUGAAUGUCACUUAUGCUUAAAAAGGUUUACACAAAAAAAAACUCUUGAUAAUCAUCUAAAUGUUCACAUUGGUCAAUUCACUUGUCAAAUUUGUGGAUAUAAAUCUCACAAUGCUCAUAAUCUGAAAAUUCAUGAAAAUACUCAUUCAUCUAUAAAACUUCAUUCAUGUAAUUCUUGUAAAAAAGAUUUUUCAACUAAAUCUUCAUUAAGUAGACAUAUACGUCUUGUCCAUCAAAAAAAUAUUAUGUUUCGUUGUAAUCAAUGUGAUUAUACAACCAUUCAGCCAUCAAACCUUAGGUACCAUAAAUCUUUUCAUAAUGCUCAAUCAUUUAUUUGCCAUUUCUGUGGAAAAAUGUUCAAAAACCGUGAAUUAUUUAUGCUACAUUCCAAAAUACAUGAAAAUCCAUUAUUUACUUGUGCUCAUUGUAAUAAAGGAUUUAGAAAGAAGAAAAAUUUAAAAAACCACUUGAGUAAUAACCAUGGUCUAGGUCUUAGUACUACUAAAUUAUAUACAUGCAAUAUAUGUUUAAAACAUUUUUCAAGAAUAUUAUACUUAAAAAAACAUCAAAAUAAGUUUCAUUAAAUAUAGUUAUUUUAUUAAUAUCUCCUAAAAAAAAAAAAUUAUUGAACCUGUAAGUCUUGUGACUAAUAAAUUUAAAUAAAUUUUAUUAUUAAGUAUUUUUGUAAGGCAGUUUGAAAAGUUGAGAAAAAUACUCGGGGAGAGUUUGAUUAAAUAAUAGAAACAUGAGAAAGUUGUUAAAAAUAAUUUGGAUGUUUUCUUUUAAAAUUAAUGCAAGUGCAUGAAUAUUUAUUUUAGAAAAAAAUAAAAUACUUUUGUUAUCACAUCUUUUUUAUACUAAAUUACAAAUAGUAAUUUUGUAAGUUUUAAAUUUCCAUAGGUUUUCACUAAUUUAUAA
This is a messenger RNA of Daktulosphaira vitifoliae (grape phylloxera), 2017 nucleotides long. Its product is annotated as zinc finger protein OZF-like. The transcript has 5 exons. The record is from RefSeq and is a predicted model, not a curated record. Gene Ontology annotation, cellular component: nucleus. Gene Ontology annotation, molecular function: DNA-binding transcription factor activity, RNA polymerase II-specific; zinc ion binding; RNA polymerase II transcription regulatory region sequence-specific DNA binding. The coding region runs from base 259 to 1683 and encodes 474 amino acids. Lineage: Eukaryota; Metazoa; Arthropoda; Insecta; Hemiptera; Phylloxeridae. Gene Ontology annotation, biological process: regulation of transcription by RNA polymerase II.